AGUAGUAGAAAAGAAAAAACAAUCAACGACCCAAAAACAGACAAAUAGUUUACCUACAGACAACCAAAAUAAAGAACAGUAACACCUUUCAAAUUCAAUUCAAGAUCUAACAACGAUCAUGCUGCUGCAUACUCUCUAAUCCCUAUGUAAAAAUUCAAAUUAAAUUUCCUUUGGUGACCGUUGAUUCAAGAAAAUCUCCGUUCAAGACUUCUUUUUUCAACAGUCAACUCAUUUCAGUUUCAUCAAGGCAAAGAAAAAUUUGAUUUUGAGAGAUGGGUUUUGUUCAGUGAGCUGAAUGAUGAACAGGGCUGUGUUUAAUUUUGAUAAAUUCUGGGGUUUGUUUUUUGACUGGUGGUGAGAAAUAAUGGGGGAGAAUGCAAUUGGAAGUAUGCGUUCUAAUGCUGCUGCUAUGCAUACAGCGAUGAAUUCUGUGCAGGCAUUAGGGAGAGGAUUCGACGUUAAUUUCGACACGCGGCUGUUGUAUUGUAAAGGGCUGGCUGGGUCUAGAGUUGUUCAGAUUGAUGAGGAGCAUACUAGAAAUCUUUAUUUGUAUGAUGAGGUUGAGUUGCCUAAUGUUUCUAGGGAUAUUAAUAAGUUUCUUGAUUCUCAGGGUAGGCAAAGUUCUGGUGUUUGUAAUUUUCAUGAGAUGGUGGAGUACUUUAAUCAAAAGGCUAACAUAUCUGGAAGCUUUCCCCUUGGUAGCUUCAUUUCUGUAUUUAGCUUUACUGGUUCAAAGCAUAUUGAUGCUGCAAUUACAAAGACCCUCUCGAUGGAUGGAAUUUAUAUUCCGCUUGCCAAGGUUCAGCUUAUGAAAUCCCCAUUAGUGUUGCGUGAAAAUGUCAAGCGGGCUAUCCCAACUAGCUGGGACCCUUCAUCCCUAGCAAGCUUCAUUGAAAAUUUUGGAACGCAUGUUAUUACUUCUGUAACUAUUGGUGGUAAGGAUAUGAUAUAUGUUAAACAACAUAAGUCAUCCCCUUUAUCAACCAUGGAGAUUAAAAACUAUGUUGAGGAUAUUGGAAAUCAGAGAUUCUCUGAUGCAGAGAGUCAUAGAAAUUCUGGUCCUAUGAGACUUAAGGAUAAGAGUGGUGAUUCUGGCUUAUUUAACAGCCAGGGGAUAUAUCCACAACCCACAAGCGCUCCAUACCAUUCUGGAAAAGAAGAUGUCACAGUCAUUUUCCGCAGGAGAGGAGGAGAUGAUUUAGAACAACAUCACACUCGCUGGGCAAGAACUGUGAGAUCUUCUCCAGAUGUCAUUGAGAUGACUUUUGUUCCUAUUACUGAUCUUCUCAAUGGGACACCUGGAAAGGAUCAUCUGACUCGUGCAAUUGGCCUGUACCUCGAAUACAAGCCUCCAAUUGAAGAGCUUAGAUAUUUUCUGGAGUUUCAGAUUCCUAGAAUAUGGGCUCCUGUACAGGGAAAUAUUCCCGGCCACCAAAGAAAGGAACCUGUUUGCCCAUCUCUACAAUUUAGCAUGAUGGGAGCAAAGCUUUAUAUCAGCCAGGAGCAGGUAUCAGUCGGGCGCAAGCCCGUUACAGGCAUGAGAUUAUCUAUGGGAGGAACCAAGCUGAAUCGAUUAAGUAUUCUUAUUCAACACUUAGUAACUCUUCCAAAAAUCCUUCUGCCAUAUUGGGACACCCAUGUGGCUAUUGGUGCUCCGAGGUGGCAGGGACCUGAGGAGCAGGAUAGUCGAUGGUUUGAGCCAGUGAAAUGGAAGAAUUUCUCUCAUGUAAGCACUGCACCAAUCGAGAACCCUGAAAGUUUUAUAAGCGAUCUUUCUGGUGUCUACGUCGUAACAGGAGCUCAACUUGGAGUAUGGGAGUUUGGAUCACGAAACGUCUUGUUUAUGAAACUUUUAUAUUCCAGGCUACCUGGUUGUACUAUUAGAAGAUCUCUGUGGGAUCAUGCUCCAAAUGAUGAUAAAUCAAAGAAAGUUUCUUCUGCAAAUAAUACCAACUCCGGCGACUCAAGUUUAAGUUCAGCAGAAAACACUACAGGCAAGAAAUUGGCAAAAUUUGUCGAUACGUCUGAGAUGACGAAGGGAGCACAAGAUCCUCCAGGUCACUGGUUGGUAACUGGAGGAAAGCUUGGUGUAGAAAAGAAUAAAAUUGUUUUGAGAGUGAAAUAUUCAUUGUUGAAUUAUUGAACUCAAUGUUGUGGAUAUGUGCAAUGGUAUAUUAUAGAAGCCGUGUUGUUGAUGCGAAUGGAUUUGCAUCGAAAUCACCAAAACUACGUCGGCUUGGUGGAAUUAGACGAGGAUGUGUGAUGUACGUAGGUGUUUUUUGGAGUGGGGUUUCUCCUAGUUCCAGAGGUAAACUCUGUUUCUGGUUUAAGCUGUGAAUUUUUGUAGAAAAGUUGCUUUCUCUUUGUUAAGUGAUGGGGAAGAUGUAGAGUUGCUUAUGAAAUGUGAUUGUUCAUAUAAUAUGUCUAUAUAUAAUAUAUAGACCCUCAUUCUUCA
Messenger RNA from Mercurialis annua (annual mercury), 2455 nucleotides. Its product is annotated as MACPF domain-containing protein CAD1-like. The record is from RefSeq and is a predicted model, not a curated record. Gene Ontology annotation, cellular component: plasma membrane. The transcript has 7 exons. The coding region runs from base 365 to 2143 and encodes 592 amino acids. Gene Ontology annotation, biological process: plant-type hypersensitive response; regulation of salicylic acid mediated signaling pathway. Lineage: Eukaryota; Viridiplantae; Streptophyta; Magnoliopsida; Malpighiales; Euphorbiaceae.